AUGGAUGAUGUGGAUAUAAUUGCUGAACAACAUCCUCUUGAAUUACUAGAAACAAAUCAUGAUCAAAUAAAUGAUGAUAAUAAUGAUACUACAUCAACUUCUAUGCCACGAUUAAUUGAACCAAUUAUUAUUCGUGGUGCUGGUCAUAUAACUGUAUUUGCAUUAAAUAAUAAAUUUGAUGAAGAAUAUCCACAAGCUUUAACAUAUAAAGUUGCUCGAGAUGAAUAUCAAGAGACUAUUAAACGAGUUAAUAUGAUUUUAAGAAAAAAUGUUCCAAUGAAUUUUAAAUGGUUACUAUGUGGCUGUAUAUGUUGUUGUUGUACAUUUGGUCUUUCAUUCUGUCCCGUAUUAUAUUUAAAUAAGCGUUCAAAAAAUGCCGUAAACAAAAUUCUUGAUUGGGAAAAUGCUCGUCUCUAUCAUAAAAUUGGUCUACAUUGGCGUUUAACAAAACAAAAAUGUUCAAAUAAUGCUGUACAAGAGUAUGUUAUUAUGAUUGAAUUUCAUUCACCUUUAUCAUUAUCUCAUCCUGAUUAA
Molecule: messenger RNA, 534 nt
Organism: Rotaria sp. Silwood1
Lineage: Eukaryota; Metazoa; Rotifera; Eurotatoria; Philodinida; Philodinidae
Source: the annotation of a GenBank genome assembly